Molecule: messenger RNA, 21253 nt
Organism: Porites lobata
Lineage: Eukaryota; Metazoa; Cnidaria; Anthozoa; Scleractinia; Poritidae
Source: the annotation of a GenBank genome assembly
AUGGCAGGCAUGAAACUAUUCAUUAUUUUCGUUAUCAUGUUCCCAGUCGCGAUGAUAACAGAGGAAGAUGUAAAUCAUGGAGGUAAUAACUACGACAAAAAUUUAAUUGCGCACCUGCAGAUUGUCACCAUGUCUUGCUUCAUGUACAGAAAGCGCUUAACAUUUUCAUUUUUACACUUUCCCUAAAGCAUCAUUCCGACGAUUUAUUCACCACAAUUUUUACAUCGUCCAUAAAAUUUGCAUGAGAAUUGUUUUCAAUUUUUCCUGUAAGUAUAAGCAGUCAUCAUAAGAGAAAUUGAAGACAACUUACUUAUGCACGAUUAUUCGGGGUAAACAAGGUGUUUUACUGGCGAAGUAAAAAUUGUGAAUACGUUAAAAACUUCAUUGUUUUAUUAUUAUUUUAUUAAUUUAACACUUCAAAAAUGUGCGAUCAACAUUUCGCAAAAGUUCUUACGUACAGCAGGAGUCCUUUCAUGAAUUGCCUUGCUCUAUUUUUUUCUUACUUCAUGGAUUUGAAAUAAAUUUGUAUUUGAGAAAAUCUUGCCAUACAAACACCUCUGUAAAUCGGACAAUCCCUUGUGUUGGCCCCUGAGAAGUGCUUUUAGGUAAUGAAAAAUUCCGCAAAACGGAAAUGUAGGAGCACUACAUGACAAGUAAUUGCAAUUAGGAUAAGCAAAUUACAUUCCAUUCCAAAUACAGUACGCGUCUUCCGAGUUACAGCUUGUAUCUUCUAAACGCCUCAUGGAGAACCUCUUGGCCUGUGAAACAGCUAUCUUCUCCGUCUUUUAGCUGAACUCUUUGAGCCUAAUGGGAACUUCAAAUGGUGAUAUCAAAAACAAACCAUUAUAACAAAUUAAUUGUCAUAAGCUUAAGUACUUACAGUGAUGUACUGUAGAACCCCGGCAACUCGAACUCUGAGCGAAAACGAAAAACAGUUCUUGUUAGCGAGUUAUCGGGGUCGAUUGAAAAAUUUAAUUUACCAUGUUGCAGUUAUUUUUUGGUCAAGGGAGAGGAAUUUUAGUUCGAGUUGGCCAGGAAUUCUAGUUUUCCAAGUUCGAGUUGACUGAGUGAAAAUGACUAGAAAGUGGGGUGAAAGCCAAGGGAAAUUGGACUUAGUUUGAGUUAGUGAUUGAAGAGUUCGAGUUGUCCGAUCGAGUUCAAGUUAUCGGGGUUCUACUGUAUCAUUAUUUGUUUUGCUUGAGUACAAAUUGUUGUUAAAAGAAGCAAAUACUGAAUUUUUAUCACUUUGUAGCCUUGUUCCGAUUCCUCCUUUCCAGUACAUUGAUUCGGUUUUUUUUAUUGUUUUGCACAAGUAAAAUAUAUGUGGACUGUAUUUACUGCCGAAUAACUUUAGCUUUAUUUUCUUGUAAUUACUGGCGCCAUCUUACUUUGACUCUCUAAAGGCCGGGACGCCUCUCUUUAAUAGACGGAGAGUUAUUAUUAUUAAUUUAUUUUAAUUUUUAUAUUUAUUAUUGUUUUGCACGAUUUAUAAAAUAUCGUUAGCUUACAAAUUAAAAUUUGCUGUUCAUAUGUGUUGCUGGCUUGCAGUUUGUCCUGUUCCAAAGACAAAAGAGGAAGAGGAGUUUAUUAAAGAGCGGGAAAGGAACAGAGAGUUAAUGGAAGAAAUCGCCAGAGAAAUUGAAAUGACCUGCUUAGGUAAGUUAAAAAAUGAAAAAAGAAACAAUAAUAAUAAUAAUGACUUACCCUUUUAGUUUAAGCCAUUUAAUUUAGUCGGUAAGCAGCGAAUCCAGGAAGUUAUUCAACCGCGGCAGUGUUAGCUCAGUCGGUAGAACGCGUUGACUGCAGAGCGGGAGGUCGCGGGUUCGAUUCCUGGGGCCGGACCAAUACUCAGGGUCUUAAAAUAACCGAGAAAUGAAGGUACUUCCUUUGCACUGCAACAGGCUAGACCUUCGCGUGUCUCGGAUGACCACGUAAAAUGGCGGUCCCGUCUCCAGUUGGAGACGUAAAAUAUAGUGUCCCCAAUUAGUACUUUCGUGCUGAAUACAUUGACACUCAAAUAAAAAAAAGUGCAAAUACAUACACUGUCUACAGGUAGUCAUUUCGAUUCCUGAAGGAGGAUCAUAAGUUGGCAAGUUCGAUAUCUCUCUUUACAGAUAACCCACCCAACCCAGGAGAGGUUGGGCACACCACGGGGUCAACGUCCCUUACUCUUACUCGUACCAGGUAAGUGAAAGUGCUGUGUGAGAGGGGACCCACGGGUUUUCGUCCUUAUAUCCUAGAAGUCUCAAGAAAGUCUAACCGUUUGCAGAUGUCAUUACAAAGGCAGCGCUUGCUUCUCAGUAAUUUUAAGAGGCCGAGUGUUUUUGCGGUCGGGAUUUUAACCCGCGACCUCCAGCUCAGCAAACCAGCGCUCUCCCGGCUGAGCUAACCAGACGGCGGAGGUUAAUAAGAACUUGGCACACUGCUACCUUAUUAUGGAAAUCCUGACUGAUCCUGUCAGAGUUAUAAACAAACAUUGUGGGCAAAAAUCCAUCGUCUAAUUUUGCUAUUUGUCUACUACUCUUUUCAAUUUGAUUUACCCCUAUUCCGGAAAGCUAACUACAAGGCACAAUUCCAUGGAUUAUAAGGCUAUAAGUUGGACUAGAUAAUAAAGGAAUGAAAGAGAGCAAGCAAGAAACCUCCAGAAAACAUUUAUGCCAGUUUUAGUCUUUUCUCAAAACGCACAAAAUUUUCGGACUUGGAACCAGUAAUGGUAAACAUUUUUGACAAAUGAUUUCUAGUCCAUGAGCCGUUUUGUGAGAAGUGGGCAAAAAUUCAAUGAAGUAGUAAUCUCUGAUUAGACAUAGUUUCCUUGUGACAAAUGUAUAUCAGAUAAAUCAUAUUGGAGAACUGCAGAAAUGAAAUCAAAUGAAGAAUGAUCCUCGCAGUUGUGAACGCAAUUUUUUACGCAAUUACGUAAGAAGCCUGAAAAAAAAUUCAGGACUUUUAAAACGGCAUUUGAACCCGUGACCUCGCGAUACCGGUGCGACGCUCUAACCAGCUAAGCUAUAAAGCCACUGAUGUUGUAGGUGGUCAAGCCAUUUUUGAGUGAAAACGCAUGUUUUUUCAACUUUUUUUGCGAUUUUAACCUGAUUUCUAAUUCUUUCUAAAAUCCACCCAAGACGGGCGGCCUAGAUGGCGUUCAUUGUUGGUGACGUCACAGGGCUCUAGCAGCGCCACCACCUAUAAAUUAUACUUCAUCUUGAGAGAAGAUCAGAGGCUUUCCACUAAAGGCAAAAUCGUUUCGAAAUACUGCAACAUAUCAGAAACUCCGAGGAGGGAUUCCAUCAACCCCCUCCCCUUGUACCACGGUGAGGGUAUGAAUUUGCCUGUACGUCCGAUUGUUAAUAAAUCCGAAUCAGAAUUUCAUGGAUUUCCCGUAUUACCGUUCUAUUAGGAAAUGCGAAAAAAGAUUUGUAAAACUGUUCGCGUGCAAGACAACUAUUCUUGAGAACAGCUUUUCAAUAAAAGCAGUACUUAGCUGUGAAACUAAAACUUGCCGACUAGUAACAGCGGAGCUCAGACUAAACGUUAGCGUAAACGGAAAAGAGCCAAUACCGCUAUUAGCACGACAAAUUAGUGAAUUUACGCAACAAGACGGCAGAAAGAAGAAGACGGCAAACAAGCGUGACAAUAAUUUUGUUUGAAACAACUUUUCGCCAAACUUUACUCUCCUUUAAACGGAAUUUUUUUGUAAAGACUAGUAAACGUUAAUGUUAGGUGAAUAUAUCACGACAAAACACGUACGUAAUAGUCCUGGCCUGUCACUUUUGUCAUGCACAAGCGUUUUGACGUCCUCUUCUUCCUGCCAUCCUGUUACGUAAACUCACAAUUAUCCCGCGCUGACGUCAGUCCAAAAGCACGCGAAAUACUAAGACCAGAAGUUCAAUUUCACUUGCAUAGCAACCACGUAGCCUGGCAACACGAUACGACAAGGGGCCCUAAGGCAUGCAACGUUUCUUGAUUGGAGUAUUGAGACUAACGAUUUGUCAGUAGGAUUCUUGUUGAAAGCACGUCAACAGAUAUAUAUAUUUUUCAUAGUUUAUAAUAAUUUGAACCAGGAGAUCAUGAUUUUAACGGCAUUUGAACCCGUGACCUCGCGAUACCGGUGCGACGCUCUAACCAGCUAAGCUAUAAAGCCACUGAUGUUGUAGGUGGUCAAGCCAUUUUUGAGUGAAAACGCAUGUUUUUUCAACUUUUUUUGCGAUUUUAACCUGAUUUCUAAUUCUUUCUAAAAUCCACCCAAGACGGGCGGCCUAGAUGGCGUUCAUUGUUGGUGACGUCACAGGGCUCCAGCAGCGCCACCACCUAUAAAUUAUACUUCAUCUUGAGAGAAGAUCAGAGGCUUUCCACUAAAGGCAAAAUCGUUUCGAAAUACUGCAAUAUAUCACAAACUCCGAGGAGGGAUUCCAUCAACCCCCUCCCCUUGUACCACGGUGGGGGUAUGAAUUUGCCUGUACGUCCGAUUGUUAAUAAAUCCGAAUCAGAAUUUCAUGGAUUUCCCGUAUUACCGUUCUAUUAGGAAAUGCGAAAAAAGAUUUGUAAAACUGUUCGCGUGCAAGACAACUGUUCUUGAGAACAGCUUUUCAAUAAAAGCAGAACUUAGCGUUAGCGUAAACGGAAAAGAGCCAAUAUUAGCUAGUAAACGUUAAUGUUAGGUGAAUAUAUCACGACAAAACACGUACGUAAUAGUCCUGUCACUUUUGUCACGCACAAGCGUUUUGACGUCCUCUUCUUCCUGCCAUGCUGUUGCGUAAACUCACAAUUAUCCCGCGCUGACGUCAGUCCAAAAGCACGCGAAAUACUAAGCCCAGAAGUUCAAUUUCACUUGCAUAGCAACCACGUAGCCUGGCAACACGAUACGACAAGGGGCCCUAAGGCAUGCAACGUUUCUUGAUUGGAGUAUUGAGACCAACGUUUUCUCAGUAGGAUUCUUGUUGAAAGCACGUCAACAGAUAUAUAUAUUUUUCAUAGUUUAUAAUAAUUUGAACCAGGAGAUCAUGAUCUCAGUUGUUUGAGCUCAAACAUUGUUGCAAAUAUAAAUAAUCAAAACAACUGUUAAGCUAGCUUAAAGUGUGAAAACUAACUUUAUCGGUAAAAGAAGAAAGAAAAUCUUAUAAGUAACUUCUACUUGCUGAUUUGUAGACGAGUGUGAAACAGGACUACAUAACUGCCACGAUGAUGCAUACUGCACCAACACCAAGCGUUCCUUCACGUGUACUUGCAAACGAGGAUAUUCUGGGGAUGGUGUCAACUGUGCAGGUAACAAAGCUACAUACGCAGCGUGAACUUACAGGAUCUAAACUUUAGUUGUAUGCCAUCGCAGCAGAAAUAAGAAAUAAGCCAAUAAGAAAGCUGCAAACGGGUUUCGUAUUUAUCUAAGUGACAUAUUGCUGUAAGUAGCAUGAAACAAAAUAAACAAAAUAAGUACUCCUUGCCACUGAAUUUGUUUUGGAAAAAUUAAUUCAAGCGUAGACCAUUUCAGGGUUACCGUUCGAAUGCAUUGCACUACUAUCUCUCAUUCGAUAGGAAUAAAAAUCGAACUUGGUCAGUCUGAUAAUUUAUCCUUAUUUAUUUCCAGACGUUGACGAGUGUAAUACAAAAAAACACCAAUGUGAUGAAGCUAUUUCAUUGUGCGUUAACACUAAAGGAUCCUUCGAGUGUUACUGUCAAAAAGGGUAUUUUAAAAGUGGACAACAUAAAUGUACAGGUAACAUCCACUUUAAGAUUUCUUAAUUGAAACAUUCAGAUGCUUCGUAGCCACGUCUUUUGUUUAUGUUAAGUUAGCGUCCUUACAAUUAUCUAUUUUAAGUUUUUUUGGCGCUUUAAGUUAAAACGGGUUUUCUUUGAGCGACGCACGCCAACUGGAAGUAAAUCCUUAUCCCUUUUAAUAUACAUAAAAACUACCAAAUCUGUAUUGCCUACCUCUUUUCAGUGUCUUAAUUAACUAUUAUAGUGGCGGUUUGUCCGAAAAAAAAGGGGAAACUACCUAACAAGAAUGAAAAUAGACAACAACUGGUUGACGUGAGUUGCCCAGGGUGCGUUGGCCAACGCCUUUGCUUAUAAACUCCCUAUAUCAUAAUUAGCCUGCUCCCACGCAGACGUUAUUAGGUGAGUCAUAUAUAUAGUUCCUCUCCACAAGAGGAAGGGAGGAAUGCGACUCUCCUAGAAAGGCCUGUGUGGGAGGCUAAUUUUUUAAAUUAAGUACCAGAUGUUACCUGGAACUAGCAAUGACUCUAGCCUGCUUAGCAGGGGCUUGAACCUAAUCCAGAAAAUAGCUAGUAUGGGCGAAAGGAAGGUCGGAGCGCGCGAGGGAGACACGCAGGAAGGGAAGUAGCGCCUGCCUGAGAGGUCAAUGAAAAUCGUACCAAAAAAAAAAAAACAAAACAACACAAAACAACCUUUUUUGCAUUAUGAUUUCCUCUGAUUUCCUCUUUUGAAAGUCGUUUUCACCAAAGUCCAAUUAAUUUUAAGUCGCGUCAGUUUCCAACAACGUAAUUUCAUAAAGCGUUAAUUUCCUGUAAUAAGGCAGAUAACUGUUAUUAUGGUAGGCCAAAGUUACUUGCAAUAAAAGAAAAGAACACUAAAUCAGUUUUUUUUAUUCAGUGCCUGACUUUUGAAUUGCAGAUGAAAAUGAGUGUGAAACAGGAAAGCACAACUGUCAUGCAAACGCUAAUUGCAACAACACUAAAGGAUCCUUUGAGUGCACCUGCAAGCCAGGGUAUUCUGGGAAUGGAGUUAACUGUACAGGUGAAAACAAUACUUCGGUCUUCUUUAUAAUGAAUCUUUUUCUAAUCAGCUCCAUUUAUCUCGCCUAAAAGCCAAGUUCAGCCACAAGGUAGUAUGCAGCUUAGUCUCUAGAGCUGCAGUUUGUUCUUUUAAGCUGGAUAAUAAGUAUCGAAAUGCCCUUGCAUGAUGCUAUAGUUUGUGAUUUGCAGUAUCUGUAUGCGAUUUUAGCCUUAUAUAUCCUUGAGAUAUUUAAGUUUUUUAUGUAUUAUUAUAUUGUGCCCAUGGAAGAUUGUCAUGUCCGAACACACAUUCAGGCUGGGUGAGCUUAAGCUUACUACAUUUAAUUACAUCAGACCAAUGUACACAAUUCCGUCUUUAGAGUAUGAGCGGAAACGUGUCCUUUUUAUCCCUCCUUCUGCUGGCAAUUUUUCUUUAGAGAUGAAGUCAUUCUGUAUUCUCUAAUAUCUUGCUUCCUUAGGUCUCGCGAAUCCUCUAUCUAUACACUUGAUGUCAUUUCUGAAUUUCUCACCUGCUCAAUAUAUAUAGCAAAAAUUUGUUUCCUUUUCAGUAUAGCCAGAAAUCUCUCUCUCCCUCUCUCUUCUGAUCGUACCCAAACCAAGAAAAUAAAAGGUUAAGUAAAUCAGUUUUGAUGAUUUAGUCCUGCAUCUGAUUUGCAGAGGUAAACGAGUGUAUAACAGGAGAGCACAACUGUGAUGCCAAUGCAGACUGCAAUGACACUGAAGGAUCUUUCGAGUGCACUUGCAAGCCAGGGUAUUCUGGGAGCGGAGUUAACUGCACAGGUGAUUUUAUUUCAGUAAAGAUCUGGAUCGUCUUAAUAUUAAGGCUAUUAAUUCAGUAUUAUUUUGUCUCGAGUUCACGCGUUUGAGUCCCUGAGUAGAAUCCAAAAGUGACAUUUCCAAUUUUAAUGUACAAAUAAGAGUUUGAAGUCAAGCUUCGAUGGAAAAAGUGAUCGUUGUCAUAAUUAUUUAGCAAUUACUGAAUGAGGCUGAGCAGACUGCAUGUGAAGAAUUAUGUAGAGCGAAGAGGAUGUUAUCCUCAAUCUUGCGGUGACUCAAUCCAGCUUGAUCGAAGUUUAGUAAAUCUGAUCAAUCCACUAAAAACGUUAGUUCUCUCCAGUAAAGAUAGAUCAUAGAUAAGAAAAUAAUCAAAUCGCAGCCUGCUGAAGGCUAAAUUGUUUAAUUAUUUACAAUACAAUAAAAAGUAUAAAAUAAUGGUAAAAGACUAAUUUCAAUUUUGUUAAUUAGGAAAAAUGAUAAUGAAGAACUGAAAAAGAAAGGAAAAAUAACGUAAUAACACUUAAUCUUACAUUAUAAUAACAUGUUUGGACGACCGCAUAUGGCUGGUUUGAACGAAUUUUUGCAGCGGUUUGUGCGAAAGUGGGGCAAGUCGUAAACUCUCUCCUGCCUGGUAUUGUAGUAGCCUUGGUGGUUUGGAGAAAGCAGGCAAGCGAAUUUGAGCUGAUCUGAGGAUAUACUAUUAAACAGCUUAAUAAACUGAUCGUUACGCCUAUCAUAUAAAGUGCUGAGACCAAAACUGACUAAACAUGCAGUGUUUGUAUGAUUUAUCAGGCGCUAUUAUGGAGAGCGCUCUUUUUUGUACACGCUCAGUUAGACAGUCGGGUAGGCUAUGGUGGAAAAUGGAUGAGCAAUAUUCUAGAACGGGUCUCAUUACUGUACAGUGGAAGUCAACAAUAUCUUUACAGCUCAAGCAGAACCAAAAAAAUAAACGCUUAAUUGCUUUCUUAAUAGUUUCAUAAUUCACCAAAUCAGUGGAUAGCAAUUUUCGCGCGUUCUGAUUGGCUCCCGUAACUAAGAAUAUCCUUGGAUAUUCACUGUUUCAUUUGUUCAUGACGGGAUUCUGCUUCUCGUUUCGCGACAGUUUCGAAAGAUGAAAUUUUAGCGGUAAAUGAAGCAGCUGCACCAACAAAUACCAAGAACGAGAAAAAAAUUGGCUUUUCGAUGUUUACUGGUCGCUAGAAAAGAAUUUUCAUACUGAAUUUGGAACAAGAUCAUAACAAAUGAUCCCCGAAACAUUGUAAAUUGAAACGUCAACAAACUCGAACUAACUGAUUUUUAUCCAACUGAUUUGGUAAAUACUAAAACAACUAUCCCACUCAGGGUCGGUUCAUAGCGCUAGAUAUAUACCUCGACACUUCGCGUCUAGGUAUAUCCCACCUGACUAUUCUGAUCACCUCCCCUUCAGGGGAUAGUUGUAUAUUAUAUAAACUUUCCACUUGAGAUCGUUAAUAAUAAUAAUAAUAAUAAUAAUAAUAAUAAUAAUAAUGAUAAUGAUAAUGAUAAUGAUAAUGAUAAUAAUAGGGACAGUACUUUCCUUAGUAUCUUUGCUGUCCCCAACAAUGCUGUUUGCUGGAUAACGUUCACGCCGAUUCGCUUCAACUUUAAGGAGUACAUGAAGAGAAUCGGCGUGAACGUGAGAUUGGAAGUUAUCCAGAAAACAGCAUUGUUGGGGAAAGCAGAGAUACUAAGGAAAGCACUGUCCCUGUACGAAGAAGGAAAAGAGAGACCUGGGAGCCGUGGUGAAUUGUUGUAACCUGCUUCCAAGGACUAUAAACCAGGCCGAACAUCCUGCCUGAGUCUACGAGGAAUGGAAAUAAUAAUAAUAAUAAUAAUAAUAAUAAUAAUAAUAAUAAUAAUAAUAAUAAUAAUAAUAAAACUUAUACAGCGCAGAUAUCAAUAUUGCUAUUUUCAUCAGCGCUUAAAAAUAAUAAUAUUAAAAAAAAAAUUACUAGGACUGCAUAAAGUAUACAAAGUGAAUGAACCUACCAAAAAGAGUUAAAACAAUUAUGUCAACACUAAAACUAUAGAAAUUACUUAGUCUACUUAAAUGGUAAGAAACUGCAUAAAACCUACUAAAAAAGAGAUUAAAAAGCACAUAAAAUUACAAAAAAGCUUUCUGAAAUAAAAAUGUCUGGAGUUUCUUUUGAAAAGAUGCUACUGAGGGGCUACUCCUAAUCGCAUAGGGCCAUGAAUUCCAUAGUUGAGGACAGGAGCCCAUCAAAUGGAGCCUCCAUCUCCCUUAAAUGCCCUUGGAGUCAACCCUUUCCCGAGUAGAUUUAUAAUUAGAACGGUUCCCAGAGGAGACUUCGCGCGCAGACGGUGGUAAGAGCCAAUCACAACGACGAAAUGACAGUGCUAUUGUACAUCAUCAAACAACAGGAAAUUCGGUGUUGACAGGCCAAACACAAUCAUAAGCUAGUGAAACGUGACUUUAGCAUUUUCAUCCCUCAGAGAUUUUCUUUCUUUUCUUUCUAGCGGGUAGAUUAUACUGUGGAGAGGUUUAAACGCUGACUACGUUAAUCUUAAUUUUGGCUGCCUAUCUCACAUUAAGAGACCAUGAAGCUGAUCUGUUCCGUGCAUAAUGAUUAACUACUUCCUGCAGUCUGUAGUUCUGACAGGAUUCGUUUUCUUUAGCCAAUUUUUUUAAGCGUUAAGGUUCUUAUUUCGGCUAAAUGACUCAAUAUUAAUCAAAUUUCUAGUUUUUCAAGGUUUUUUUUCCGAAAUGCGUUUAUCUGAAUAAAUACUUGUAGUCCUUGUGGUUGUUUUGUCCGUCAGCUAGUGUGAUGAUUACCUGCUCUGUUUUAUAACGCCGGGCCCGGCUAUUUUUACAUUGUUUUCUCGCAAAAAGUGCUCUACAGAUGAGAAUUCGAGGAAAGAAUGGAGUUUAAACUUCUACAUUAACCGCUGAGAAUUGUCCUGUUAGUCAGUCAUAAUUCUUUUGUCGCAGAUACAAUCCGUUUUGUUUUUUCUUGAAAUAAGUGAACCUUUGGACUGGAGCGCGAUGUCACAAAUUCCUCCGUUAACAAAUUACUUUUGAGUUAUCUUCGCAGUCGAGCAACUGUUCUCUUCUGUUCAACUUUUCAAGUGCCAGUUUCAUCAGGCAACACUCAUGGUAAUAGAGUCAGUUGUAAAGGAAGACUGCAAUUUCUCAAAUUUCGGAACUAAAGCAUUCCUCGUUAGUUGCUUCUUAGGUCAUCGCUCUUUGCACGCGGUGCUUCUGGCGAAAUCCACUCCACGGUGAUGACAAAAAUCAAAUGAUCCUGGCACUUUUUCGGCGAUGAUCAUCGAAAAGUUCCAAAUCGUCCACAGAACGCUUUAUUGUCGACUCUUUUCGAAGUGCAUGCUUACAUGUAUGAUGUAUGACGGCCAAAAAAAAACUCGCAAAGAUAACCUUUCCGUGAUCCUCAAAUUUGCUGCCUUUGUCCCAUCGCUUCAUGCUCAGUCUCCGUCGGGUAAUUCAUUAACUUUUAUUUCAUGAUACCCAGAUCCCAGCGGCUGUAAAAUCGUAAAAAUGGACGUAUAAUAAAAAAGGAAAACGGUCGAAGGAAGGGCUUCCGAGUUAGACUUUAACCAACUUUAUUUUUACGCGGUGACAUACGACCUCACGGAAAUAUGACACUUUUUGCGGGAAACAAGCCGUUCUAUUUAUAAAUCUACUCGGGAAAGGGUUGACUCAAGAAAUUAACGGAGAUGGAGGCUCCAUUUGAUGGGCUCCUGUUGAGGAGCAGCAGCAGCAAAAGAUCGAUCUCCUAACGUUGUUAAAGUCUUGAUUUCACAGGGUUUAGUAGCAGUCCAUCACAAUCGGAGAGUAAAUUGUAUUUACAUGCUUCUUUAAGAUUAAUACGUUCCUGGAGAUAAAAAAGUGCUAAGGCAGUGAUAGCCUUUUACGUUAACAGUAGUAUCUUGAGGUCAAAUUUGAAUUUAACCGCAACCAGUGCGGAUUAUACAGCAUCGGUCUUACGUGGCAGUAUUUAGAUUCCUGGAAAUUUCUGGAAAAUUAACCUAGCGGCAGCAUUUUGGCCCCUCUGUAGCUUAUUAAGCUGGUAGGCUGGCAGGCCACAAUUCAAUUCAAUUUUAUUAUUCACACUUUAUAAGAUAUUUACAUUAUAUAUAGUAAGGUAGGAAUACACUAAUAAAGGAGAAGAAGAAGAAAAAAAAGAAAAUUAAUGGCUUGGGUAGAAGUGUACGGUGGUCAGAGGAGCUUAGCUUUCGAGCUAACCACCGCUAUAUUAUGAUUGGAAAUACAUAAUAAACGUGCGCUUGGUGCCAUGGCAACUAUGGACGAUUACGCCAGCAGUCAGGUUAUGUGAGACAGUCAAAUUACAAUUGUUACCUUUGAGAGUUAACUAGAAUUCGCUUAUAUUCUUUUUUGAACUUAUGGUAGCUAAGUGUUUUUAUUUUAGUAGGAAUCUCUUCCCAAGUUUUGGUUAUGGCAAACUUAAAUGUGUGUUUGCCGUAAUUUGACCUUACACGUGGUACAUGAAAGUUAAGAUUUGAGGCAUAUCUGGUAUUGUGUGAGUGAAUAUCAGACACCUUUACGAGGUAGUUUUGAAACAUUUCAGGGAUAUUGGCUUCAUUUUGUGAGAUUUUGUGAGCUAGCAAGGAGAUUUUGAGUUUAAAAAUGCUAUCUAUGUUAAGUAAUCUAGAAGUUUGAGGUAGGGUGCACUACUUUCUCUCUUAUGGCUAAAAAAUAUGCAGCGUAUACAUUUAUUUUGUUUUGUUUGAACUUUAGUUAAUCUACUUGGGUAUGUGUUUCCCCAUCUCAUAAUUCCAUAAUGAAGGUAGGGCUAGAUAAGUGAGUAAUAUAUUUGUUUGAGGGUAUUUAAAGUUAAGAAAUGGAGUAAUCUGAAAAGGAUUCCCAAAUUUUUAGAUAUUUUGCUGUUAAUGUGCUGAAUGUGAGGAGGCCAAUUUAGAUUUUUGUCAAUGCAGAUACCUAGGUAUUUGAUGUAGUUCUUUUCUUCAAUAUUGCGUAAGUUAAGCUUAAGUUUAUUUGCUUCUUGGGGGGAGGAGACUGUCAUAUAGUGGGUUUUCUUAAAGUUUAUAGAAAGCAGUAGCUAAGAAGAUGGUUGAAUUCCUCAUUUAUAGUUUUUUCAAGGUCCUGUAGAGAAUUGGAAGAGUAGAAGAGAGUGGUGUCAUCAGCAAAUGUUCUAAUAUUUGUCUUUUCUAAAGAAUUGGGCAUGUCAUUGAUAUAUAUCAAAAAGAGCAGGCUGUUACAAUAGUCCACACGACAGUGUUAUACCUAAAAGUUUGGCACUAUUAUAACCGCUAGUUCCUUCUCGUCGACCACAACAGGGCUGAAGACAUGUUUGUUAUUUUUAAAGUCUAUGAUCAUCUCCUUGCAUUUGUCAGCGUUUAGUUGCAUGCAUUGCUCACGUGACCAUUCCUCGACGGCACUAACUGCGCUCUGAAUGUCACCCUGUGCACCUCGCUGGACUAACUCAUCAAUAGUAGAGAGAUUAAGCAUCGCGUUUACCGCAAACGGCAAACUUGAGUUUCAAGUUGAGAAAUUUUUAAAAUGAGCAGAUAAAAGCAGCUUAAAACAAUUCUUAUGGAUAAAAUUGACCUGAAUCUACCGAUUUUCGUGUAUUUAUAAUGAACAGAAAACGACUAGUGAAGGGGAAACUUGCUUACGUUUGCCGUUUGCCGUAAACGCGAUGCUUAAUCUCUCUGGUAAGUAUCAUCAACGUACAAAAUGUGCUUCUAUGUGUCCACACUGAAAACCGCUGAGGAAUGACGAUGGGCCUUGUUUGGUUCCCUGAGGCACACCAGCGGGCACAGGGCCCCAUUCAUAAAAACAGUCUCUAUAGUCAACUUUACGCGUUGUUGUCUAUGCGUUAAGAAGUCGGCCACCCAGAGGGUAACAGCGUGAGGAAAAGAUAGGCCGAAAACUUUGCGCACAAGUAGGGCGUGGUCACUGAGAUCGAAGGCCUUCCUGUAAUCAAACGGGACGACUCUCACAGCAGCCCCAGACCCAUCGGUGUCUUGCAACCAGGUACAUGUACCAUGUAGGUAAGGGCGUGUGGGGUACAGGACGCUGUGAUGCGACCAUACUGAUUUGGAUCAAUCACCUCCAGAGCCGCAGGGCCGAAAUGAAGAGCGACGACAAAGUCCUGUGCAAGUUUAGAUAUAACGGAGGUUAGGGAGAUCGGACGAAGAUAUUUGUUGAUGUCGAUAACAGGUUUUAGCUUGGGGACAGGCACCAUCUUCCAGGAUGAUGGCCGUCUCUGCUCCGCGAAACUGCUUUUUUGCACAGCUAACGGGGCAAGCAAGGAUGCCUGCGUACGCCUUCACCACACUACCCCAUCUAGUCCUGCCGCCUUCAUAGCGUUAAGCCUUUUUAAAGCAGAUAAAACGGCGGGUUCGGAUAGGGUCAGCGGUGACAAAUCCUCACUGUGUGACAGGAGGAAUUCAAGCCUUUGGAAGGACUCCAUAGGUUGUAGGAAACCUGAAUUGAUUUGGCUGGCAAUCUAUUGGUCAGACAGAAGAGCGGAACCUCGAUCUAUAAGUUGGCAAACAAAGGGUCUGAGCCAGGAGCGAGAACCAUGUCAGCGAUUCACUUGACCGCACUCCACCACUAGCUAGGCUUGGUUUGCUUUAGGUGGUUCACUUUUGAAGCGUAGUAGUUGCUACGGAGAACUAUCCCUCUGUCUAAAGGAAUAGGGCCAAAAUGAAAAAUCCGGCCGGAUUUUUUGCGUUCGCUACCAGUUUACUUUGCAAAAUCCUGCCAGCAAACCCCUAUAACGUGUACUAACUACGCUUUUAUACUUUUUACAUACUAUAUCACUUCUAAAAGUAAACAGUAGUUUUACGCGCCGAAUUUAUUCAGACCAUACUCGGUAAUUAUUGAGAGUUUCAAGAAACGGCAAUUUGAGAGAAACAAUCAACUUGUUAAUUGACAAAGCUAUUCUAAAUAAUUGCAAGAAAAGGCACAUUGUGGCGUUGGCUUUGAGUGUUUACCGGGUAGUAUAUGACAUGAUACCGCAUAGCUGGAUUGUCAAGUGUUUGGAGAUGUUUGAAAUAGCUGAGAAUGUGAAAAGGCUUUUUUAUUAAUGGUAUGCAGACAUGGAAGUAGAGUUAUUAUCAUCAGGCGAGAGGUUGGAAGUCAUUAUAAUUAGAAGGGGAGGCAUUUUUCAGAGGGCUAUUUGUUUUGUGCACGAUUCCAUUCACGUUGGUGUUGAGAAAAUCAACAGCAGGUUAUGAUCUUGCGGAGAAUUUAAGAUUAACCAUCUUCUUUUUUUGUGAACGACUUAAAAUUGUUUCGGAAAAGUAAAGAUCAAAUAGAUUCGUUGGUGCAAACUGUACAGUUGCUUAGUAAGGACAUUAGAUUGGAGUUUGGAUUGAAAAAGUGUAGUGUGUUGAGUAGUGAUAGAGGGAUGAAAUUAAGCCUCGAGUAAGUGUCGAGUAAGGUCCAGAUAAAUCAUUGAUAUGCAUAAGAGUCGAGUCCAUGACGUCACCCAUUGUUUUAACCUUGGGAAAAAGUGGGUUCCUCCAUACUGGUAAGUGCCCUCCUCCAUAUCUAGUGAGCGUCUGUCUUAUACAAUAGGAACAAUAGCCUUACCUAGAAUUGUCCGGUAAGUAACUUGAGCCCGGUUUGCUCGAACCGCCGAUUACAAAAAUAAGAACAAGAGAAGAGAUCACCUAGCAACACAAGAAACGGCUUAUAUUUUCUAUUACAAUUUAAGCGCUUAAAUUCGGAUAUAUAAACAAAACACACACACAGAAAGUGGAGCUGAGAACUCUUUAUUUUAGCCAGAUAUCUGUUUUGCAACUGAAAGUAUCGCUUAUCUUUUUCAUCGUCCCGAAGAUUGUUUCCAGAAAGCACAUCAUCCAAGUUGCCCCGUAUUUCUUGCAUAGCUGGAAGAAGCAGGACGGGAGAAAGAUUUUGCUGCUGUAGGUAUUUUAAAAGCUCUUAAGGUAUAUUUUCUUCAUACCCUGCUUGGUUAAAGCCUUAUUCACUGGACAGGAGGUUUGUUCGCAGUGGGCAAUUAUCUUGGGUAGUAGUUUUUAGAUUAAUCAGCAGAUAACCAAAAGGUCUUUUUAUACAGCCUCCUUGUACUGAUUUAAAAAGAAAUCAGUUUUCCCGGAAUACAUUUGCUUUGCCAGAGUCAAGAUUUGCAAUUUGUCUCGUGGAUUCUUGAAUAGCACCAAAUAAGUCAUCUGAUCGUCAAACACGAUCAAAUUCCGUUUGUUCACAUCAAAAUAGAAAUCCUGCUCCAAAGCCGUAGGAAUUCCCUUGAUAAAUUCAAUGUGUGGCACGGCGACUAGCAUCUCUGUAUACGCAGGCUGCCAUUGUGAACAACACCAAACGAUCCUCUCUGGGGGAAGGUAAAUUGCCUCUGAAGCUUGAUGUAAUAGAGAUAGAACCCAGACCGCUUUUCCGGACUUGGUCAUUCCAGAAGUUUUGGAGGUGAAAGGAUGCUCAAAGCGAAGCCGCUGACAUUUCUGUGAAGACAUCGGAACUGUUUGAAAUGGGGUGAGACCAGCAUUGCGGUGUUUAGACAUCGCAUGCCUUUACAUGCUACUCUUUCUACUAAACGAUUUUUCGCAAAAGAGACAGAACCAACUCAUGUCAACUUCUCAGGAGCAGAAUGUAGACUGAGAAAAAGGUAGAAUAUAAUGUUGCGCGUUUAUAUAGGUUUGGCAAGCCAUGAAACCACAUUUCUAUUGCUUUCCUCGGCCUCCUCCACCACUACCACAUUUCUGUUGUUAAGUUAUUAACUGUUUUUUUUUUCGUUGUUGUUUUUAUAAUAAUAUGUCAAGGUUCUCUCUUGGGGUUUUUACUGUAUAGCUGAGCCAAUUUGUAUGCAAAUGUCGCCGUGUUAACUCGCUUAAUUAACUGACUAACGGCGUGUGAAAAUGACAAGGCCAUAAGCUCACUAAGCGCUGAGAGUUAGUCGUCUCCUUGAGAUAGAAUACCUGAAUUUUGUGCUUGAGUUUUGUUUAUAUCCUGUGUUUAGUCAUGUUAAUCUAAAGAAAUGAUUAUUUAAUAAAGAUGUUUCAGUUACACUCUGUAACGAUAGCGUGUUCAACAACUGAGCGCUUUCAUUUUGAACACAUAAUAAUUUCUGCAUGAGCCAAUCAUCAGGGUUAAAAGAGACCGGCCAAUUCUAAGCCAGCCUAUUGUUCCUAUUGUAUAAGAGAGACGCUCAUUAGAUGUGGAGGAAGACACUUAUCAGUAUGAAGGAACCCAGUUUUUUCCUAGGUUAAAACAAUGGGUGACAUCAAGUACUCGACCCUUAUGCAUAUCAAUGAUUUACCUCAACCUUACUAGACACUUACUCGACACCAAGGGAUCACUACUGUGUUGGUAAUGACAACGGAAGGAAAGUAAGGUUUGAGGGUAUAACUCUUUUGUAUGGGCGGGUAAUGGGAGAAAUCUGUGAAAGAAGGUAUAAAUAUUUGGGGAUAAUUGAGGCGGAUUUAAUAAACGAAAAGUAGAUGUAAAAAAUUCAAGAGAGUAAAAAAGAAGGCUGAAACUAAAAUGUUGAAAUCAACAUUGAAUUGAAAGAAUAAGGUUAUAGCGAUUAACACCUGCCCAGUGUCAGUGCUGACCAAGUAUGGAGCAACUAAGAUGGGCAAAGGAAGAACUGAAAACAUUGGAUAAAAUGACUAGAAAGGUGUUGACAAUGAAUGGUGCUUUCCAUUCAAAAAGAGAUGUUGAUAGGUUGUAUGUAUCAAGGGAGGAUGGACGUCUGGCCGACUAAUAAUCUGUGAGGGGUGUGGAGAGGUGGGGAAAAUAGUUUGGGAUGGUACGUGAAGAAUUCUUGGGACGUUUUACUGCAAGGGGUAAGGUAUAUUGAAAGUGAGGAAAUUGUCAGUAAAGUUGAUUGAAGACAUCUUGGAACAAUGAGCUGAAACUCGACAGUUGGAAGGAAAAAAAGCUGCAUGGUCAAUUUUAUGAGGAAUACCCGGAACAACACAUGAAAGAAAACUUGGAGGUGGUUACGAAAAGCAGACUCGAAGAUCAAAACAGAAACACUUAUUUGUGCAGGCCAGGAACAGGCUCAGAGGACCAACCAUGUAACUGAUACCAUGUUAACUGCAAGACCGUGCGAAUCCCCCUUAUGUAGGUAAUGAGGCGAGAGUGUAAACCAUAUUGUCUGUAGGUGUAACUGAAAAGUUAGCCCAAAGGGAAUAUAAACAGAGACAUGACAAUAUUGCAAAAGUAGUUCGUUGGAAGGUAUGUGAGAAAUAUCAUUUGGGAAAGAAGGACAAGUGGUACGAACACGUGCCUGACAGUGUGAGCAAAAACGAUGAAGUUAAACUACUGUGGGAUAAUGAACAUUCAAUGUGAUUAUGUCAUCGAUGCUACAAUAGACAUGAUCAUGUGGUUGUAAACAAACAGAAGAGAGAGUGCGCCAUUGUCGAUAUUGCUGUAGAAGGGGAUAAGGGAAUUGUUGAAAAGGUUAAAAAAUAUCAGGAGCUUAAAGGGACAUUACAAGGAUGUGGAACACACGAGAACUGUGCAGGUGAUACAGACCGAUACAGAUUGUUGUAGGAUCAUUCGCAAGUGUGAUGAAGAACUUGGAGAAGUGGCUGGAAAGUUGGACACAAGAAUUUGUAUUUCAUUGCCCCCAAAAAACUACGCUUCUAGGAACAGAAAGGAUUUUAAGAAAAGUGUUAGUCAGUUCUAGAGUAAGGAGUCGACAUCUAAGGGUCCUUUUUCAUGGGUCAUGACUCGCUCCCUUAGCAAGUACAACGGUACGAGAUCAGCCAGUGCACAAGGCAAGAAAUGAUAAUAAUAAUGAUGAUGAUGCUGAUAAUAAUAAUAAUAAUAAUAAUAAUAAUAAUAAUAGUAAUUUAAAUGAUAAUUUUAAAACUUGUAUAGUUAAUAAGAGAAAUAGGACUGAGUGGAGUCAGGAGACCACAUAGCUGGAGUCCGAUUUGUUUAAUCAUGAGUAACAAUUAAUCAUAACUAAACAAAAUUUGUGAUAAUAUCAUAUUUUAUUAGCUUUAAAACACAAGAUCUAGCGAGAGUUUUUUACGGAUAGAAGAAAAAAUAAAACAACUACCCCCCCCCCAAAAAAAAAGCAAAACAAAAAAAAACAACGGUAACAACCAAGGUAGCCCAAGCUCGAAAUAUGAGCAUCGGCGAGCAUCGGCAUUGUUGCGUAACAUUCAAAAUAUAAGGAUUUGUAUGGGAAAAAAACCUAUCGUUUCCGUAACCUACGAAAAUGAAAGGAUUUCAAUAAAAACAGCUUACCUUACUUAAAAUGUGUGUUACGUCUCUCCCGUGUGGUCCACGGGCUGAUUUAUGGCCGUUUUAUGGGUUUUUAUGUAAACGGUUUUCUCUUUAUAUAAAGGUUUACCCCCGGGGGGGGGUACUCCCAUACAUUACCUAUACGGGUAUGUGCCGCCCAACGGGGUCGUGAUUUUGAAGCUCCUGAUUUAGAACGGGGUAUCCAUUUCACAGGCGUUUUCUGGAACGGGGUAUAAUAUUUCGAACGCACGAAAGCACCAGUUUUGUAAGCAGCCAAUUGAAAUUAUUCAAGGCCAGAUUGCUUUUAAAAAUACGGUUCAGUGCGUUAACAAGCAGACUGUUGUACUCUUGUUGCACCCUAGAACGGAGUAUAAAAAAAUUGGCCCAUUCCUAGAACGGGGUAUCAGUUUUAGGGCAAAUUCUAGAACGGGGUAUAAAAAAUUGGCCCAUUUCUAGAAAGGGGUAUCAAUUUUAGGAGAAAUUUUUUUUUAGAACGGGGUGCCAAUUCGGAGUCCCGGGCGGCACAUACCCACCCAAAAAAUACCCAAGUGCCCCCCCCGGGGGUUUACCAAGGUUGGGCACUCCAGCGAAGCGGCUCGACUGAUCCAUCGAAGGAAAACGGCCAUAAAUUCGCUCCAACUGCUCCAAUCGCCUCCAAAUUACGGCUAGGUAACACACGAUAGUUCUUCUUUCCAUUCGUUAUCUUGCUUUAAGACUCCUUUGCACCGAGAGCGAAUCAAAGUUCGCAAAUCGCUGCAACCUUUCCCGUCUGAAGCCAUCGACAGAGGCUCGGCCUGAACUCCGCGUUACCGUUGACAGAUAGCGACACGGCCUGAGACUCGAAUUACUCACACUCGGGGUGGGAGACAGUCUCUUGCUCCCGUUGACACAAUAGGAAAACAACGAGAGCAAGAGACUGUCUCCCACCCAGAGUGUGAGUAAUUUGAGUCUCAGGCCGUGUCGCUAUCUGUCAACGGUAAAUGCGGAGUUGCUUCAGACGGGAAAGGUUGCAGAGAUUUGCCACCUUUGAUUCGCUCACGGUGCAAAGGAGUCUUGAAGCAAGAUAACGAAUGGAAAGAAGAACUAUCGUGUGUUGCCUAGCCGGAAUUUGGAGGCGAUUGGAGCAGUUGGAGCGAAUUUAUGGCCGUUUUCCUUCGGUGGAUCAGUCGAGCCGCUUCGCUGGAGUGCCCAACCUUGGUAAACCUUGAUAUAAAGAGAAAACCGUUUACAUAAAAACCCAUAAAACGGCCAUAAAUCGGCCCGUGGACCACACAAGAGAGACGUAGCACACAUUUUAAGUAAGGUAAGCUGUUUUUUAUUGAAAUCCUUUCAUUUUCGUAGGUUACAAAAACGAUAGGUUUUUUCCCAUACAAAUCCUUAUAUUUUGAAUGUUACGCAACAAUGCCGAUGCUCGCCGAUGCUCAUAUUUCGAGCCUGGGCUACCUGUGUAACAGCAAAAUCGAAGAGCGCGCGCGGCAUGGCGUGAUUAUUGUACCAUUACUCAGGUUUAUAUGACGGGCAAUGUCCCAUUACACUGUUAUAAUCAUAUUUAGAACAGCAGUUAAUAGUGGUAAUAGGACUCGCACUGAAAUCAAUUCCGUCUGUAAUCAUCGGAGUGAUUAGAGAAAACUGUUUCUUAUGAAGCAGUUUUCAUAUCAAAAAUACUCAUUCACUGUGCAGCUUCAGUUAUGUCUGCUUGUCAUUCAAUUAUGUCUCAUCAUGCCUGUUUGACGUUCAAUUAGGUUCGAUAUUAUCUUUUAAUUACUACUUUUUGUCUUUAAAUUAUCCCUGGUCAUUUAGUCAUUGAAUUAUAACUGUUUGUCAUGCAAUUUCUUACCUUAUGAACUUCAUUGAAUUAUGGCUUUUUGCGAUUCAAUUAGUCAAUAUCGUUUCAAUAUCGAUUGACCGGUUGUACCUGAGCCCGCAAAAGCACCGCUGAUUACUGACUCUCAGGGGAUAUCCACCGCUUCAUUCAACAAUGUUAAUGCUCGUUGAUAAUUUUCUCCUUUUCCCUCGGAAUCGCUCACAUCUUGAAUUUCCUUCGACGCCAUUUGCAAACCUCGUGCAAGAAAGGCGCGAAGAAGCAGUAAUGGAAGAUAAAAUCGAACAUAAUUGAAUGUCAAGCAGGCAUGAUGAGAUAUAGUGAUUGAACAACAAGAAGACAUAAUUGAAAGACAAACGAACAUAAUUGAAUGACAAGAAGACAAUUGAAUAACAAACGGAAAUAACUGAAUGACAAGCAGACAUAAUUGAAUUGCACAGUGAAUAGUAUUUUUGAUAUGAAAACUGCUUCAUAGUUUCUCAGUAUUCCUUUUGCGGGCGAAAAUGACAAUUCAGAAUUAAACGCAAACUGAAUAGUAGCAUGCACCUCUGUUUUGCAGACGUAAACGAGUGUGUAACAGGAAAACACAACUGUAACAGCAGCUCCCUAUGCUAUAACACCAAAGGAUCCUUCGGAUGUUUCUGCCCGCCAGGAUAUUUCGGCGUUAAUUGCACAGGUAAAUAA